CAUAGGGAGCCGCUGGCCCCGCCUGCUGCCGGACUCUGAGCUGUGCUGAAUCCUCCCGUGCUGCACACACAGUCCCUGCUGGCCAGGGAAGCUCUCCUGUGGGCACGGUGCCCACUCUCCCACUGCUCGUCAUCCUCCUUGUGAUCGUCCUGCUAUGUACUUGUCUGCAGUGUGAACCCGGAUUCUACUCCGUAUUUUCCAGGACUGAUACGUACAGAAAAUAAGGUCAUUUAUUUGGGAUGGAUCCAAAAGUGCGAGAUGGAGAGACCCUUGUAGAUGAUAAUUCGGCUAAAAAGAAAUUUAAGUUCAAAUCUUUCAAAAAAUUGUUUGGAAAAAAGAAGAGAAAAGAAACUUUACCAUCAUUGGGUGCAAGCGGUCUGAAGAGUCAGUCUGCCAGCGAUGUCACCGUGCCUGACUCCUCACAUGCUGAUUAUGAGUCUGAGGAGGAGCUUGAGGCCACAAGUGGUGUGCUGGGAAGUAGAGCCGUGUCACAUGACAGCAUCUUCAUUCCAGAGAUUGCACAAGAAGCAGCCCUGCCAAUACGUGUCUUCUCUCAAGAGAACGUGUCCGACCGUAUCAAAGCCCUUCAGUUAAAACUCAAGUCAAAUAUCAAAGUUGGACCACCUCCUUUUGGGCUCCUUAGUAAGCGAUCUGAUGAUGCCGGGGCCAGUUCUGAAGAUGAUGGUCUACCACGAAGCCCCCCAGAAAUGUCACUCAUACAUGAAGCUAUUAAAACCAGGUUUUCUGACAUCCAUAGACAUCAUCACAGCUCACUAAGCCUAGGCGGAACAGGUAGCGAGGAAGAUGAACAGGUCUCCUCAGAAACAUCUUCACGACCUCUAUCUCCAGAUGAAAAUGAGCUUAAAGAAUCUCAGAAAAGAUCUUUAGAGAAAAGAGACAGCACCAACCUCUCACCAUCGGCGGAUUUUGGCACUCCUCCCCAGUAUUCUACAUUCCUGGACAAUUCUGCUGCUAGACAUAGGCUUUCAGUGAAGCCUAGAAAUCAAAGGUUAAGCAAGAAUAGAAGACCAUCUACGACACUACAAGAGGAAUCAUUCCAAAAUAUGACCUGUAUGGAAGAGGAAGAUGUUACAACCCCUAGACCAGAACAGACAGCCUAUGAUUCUAUAGAAGCUGAUACUCCUGAUGCUGACUAUGUUCCUGAUGUAAGCUUAGGAGACAAGGAAACUUCUUCAGGAUUGGCAGAGUUUAAUGAAUCCUUGAAUCUCCCCGACUUAGUAGAAGACACAUCUCUUGACCCAGAUCCAGUGACAACUUCACAAUCUGAAAAUGUAAUUGGUCCCUCAAAUAUUGCAAGUCUAGAAUUAGAUGCAAAGAUAAAAGAUCAAAGUCAAUUGGUUGGUGGAAGGCCAAGUGAAAAUGCUGUUGUUUGCUUGUCCAUAGUAGAAGAACAAGUCUUCCCUGUGUUUUGUAGUAAUAUUCAAAAGCAAACAGUUAAAGACACCAACAAGGCACCAGGUGAAGCUAACAUAAAGCCAUCUGCUGUAGAGGAGACAGUUGUCCAAUCUUCAAGGACUACUUCUCUGGAACAUUCCCAGGAAUCCUUGCAUAGUAAGAGAAGCCUUUACCAAAACACGUCUGAAAAACAUCUGAAUCACCAAGAUCAACCACUGUCUGAUAAAGAAAAUCAUAAACAGCUUGGAAAUGGAGAUAAAAAAGGAGAAAAGUCACCUACAGAAACUGUUACACAAAGAAAGUUUUCUGUAUCGUCAGCUUGGGAGAGACCAAGGACUGGCAGCUUUUCACUAAAAGGAAAUGUUGAGAGUGAGGUUUAUAAAACCACAAAGUUGUCUCUCCUGAAACCAGGUAUGUCUAAAACUGAGAUAUUAAAAGAAGAGUCCAAAGUUUCAGCAACCAACCCUGAAAAUAAACCUAUUAGUAGAAAGACUGAGUCCUUACCUGACCCUGAGGGUAUGGCUGCAGACAAGGCAGGCUUUAGUAACAUUACCCCAAACCAGAAUGUAGUGCCAGCGGUCAGUGAUUUACCUGUGGUUACAGAGUCGCAAGGAGAUUCUGAAGAAAAGAACCCCUUUUCUGUAAAAUUAAGAUCUGUUUCUCUAUCCUUGAGAUACAGGGAUGGCAUAAAUCCAGUGUCAGGUUUAGUAAAGAGACACAGCGCAGAAUUUAAACUGGCAAAAAAUGCUGAUCCGUCAUUCUCUACGGAGGAAUUAAACACAGAAAAAGGAGAAAAUAAAGAUCACAAUGUUCUAAGCUCAAAAGGUGAGAAUACAAAAUUUAAAUCCGAGUCAACAGAAGGGACUCAGGCUAAGCCACCACUGCCCAAGAAGCCAGUCUUGCAGAAUAUUACUGUUGCUGACAAUAACACAAAUAAAGAAGCUUCAGAAAAUGGCUCCAAUCACGAGAAGAAGAUAAAAUCUUCAGAGACAAAGAUUGAAAAGAAAGUGUCCGAUAGAAGGCCAAGCCUCAGCAAAACGAUUGAUAAAAGCAUUCCUGUAGGGACAUCAGAAAUUGUUAAGAUGAAUGAAAGCAAAGCUGAGCCUUUGUGGAUGUCUAUGGCUCGACAGAAACAAAGAAGCCUUAAAGAAGAUCACCCAGUCUCUGAAAACAGCAUUAUAACCCAGGAAUCGGAAAAGCAAAACAGAGCAGAGGUCCAUUUGAAGCAGCAUGUUGACCUGAUCCUGGAUAAAACAAUAAGUUCAUCAGUUUCAGUUCUUCAUGAAACGUAUGGGCAAGACACCAAGGCGGAGAAGAGCGAGCAGAGGCAAAGAGCAAACACAUUGCCACAUCCUGUCCAUGCUACACAAUUGUCUUCACUGACAGAGAAGGAGGAAAAAACCCUACCCAAACGUCAAGCAAUAUCAGUUUCACAGGAACCUUCUUGGAUGGAAUUGGCCAAAAAGAAAUCCCAGGCCUGGAGUGACAAGCCUCACAUCAUUAAAUAAGAUGAGGAAAUGCCUGUUGUCUGUUUCUAUUAUACUUGAGCGGCUUCAGCGCCUUAUUACAAGCACAAAAUACGACAUUUUGAAAUAAAGGAACCCCCGGCAGUUCUUUAUAUAAUCUGUUACUAUACGAGUGAUUUCUACUGUCCUCACCUGUAGAGGUCUAUUAUGUUUUAAACAUGUACAUGAUGUAUCAUGUUAAGUAAAGCUGUUCAUGCUUCAAA
This is a messenger RNA of Hyla sarda, 3145 nucleotides long. RefSeq names its product CRACD like (gene CRACDL). The transcript has 11 exons. Bases 240 to 2924 code for a protein of 894 amino acids. The record is from RefSeq and is a predicted model, not a curated record. Lineage: Eukaryota; Metazoa; Chordata; Amphibia; Anura; Hylidae.